Aspergillus neoniger CBS 115656 is the source of this 437-nucleotide messenger RNA. RefSeq lists its product as uncharacterized. The transcript has a single exon. Lineage: Eukaryota; Fungi; Ascomycota; Eurotiomycetes; Eurotiales; Aspergillaceae. The record is from RefSeq and is a predicted model, not a curated record. The coding region runs from base 52 to 333 and encodes 93 amino acids.
UCAAAUUUUCCAAACGAAGUUCAUAUUAGCAGCGUGCAUAGCGAUGUUAAAAUGCUGAUCAAUUCCCAUUACGUUGGUAUGGGGCAUGCCAUUCCCCACCCGGCGUCGCCAGUCGGCAUCAUCAGGGGUUUUGGGCAAUUAAGUCAAGCUCAUCUCGGCAAAUCCAGAGGCAGGAGGAAUGCAGGUGUCCAGGUUGCAGGGUCCGGCGUUACAGAGCCAACCGGGGAGUGUAUUAGCGCCCACAUUGAGAGCGGCAUGACGAAGACAACGGCCAUACAACUGAGGAACGGAGAAACGGAGCACAAGCUUUCCCUUUCUUCUAGAGAUGCCUGAAAGCUUGGGUCUAUAUUAGUUGGUAGUCCCAGCUAAGCCCACAUUAAAGAACAAGCUUGAUCCAUAUGCCCCUUUCAGGUCUGGACUAAGCCUAGACCUUGGCC